Cyprinodon variegatus (sheepshead minnow) is the source of this 2005-nucleotide messenger RNA. Its product is annotated as poly(U)-binding-splicing factor PUF60-like. The transcript is spliced from 10 exons. Gene Ontology annotation, biological process: mRNA splice site recognition; alternative mRNA splicing, via spliceosome; regulation of alternative mRNA splicing, via spliceosome. Gene Ontology annotation, cellular component: precatalytic spliceosome; catalytic step 2 spliceosome. The record is from RefSeq and is a predicted model, not a curated record. NCBI's taxonomy places the organism in Eukaryota, Metazoa, Chordata, Actinopteri, Cyprinodontiformes, Cyprinodontidae. The coding region runs from base 253 to 1716 and encodes 487 amino acids. Gene Ontology annotation, molecular function: RNA binding.
AGAGAGAGAACUAACAAAAAAAACCUUUGCUGAAACCCAAAGAUCUCAUCCGGCCUUUAUUUUGAAAUGUACUCUAAGGGGAAGUGACGUCAGUUGGAGCGGCGCUGUGUUCCGGGCUGUACACAGAUGCUUCUGUCCGAGGAACAUUGUUUGGGUUUUAUGUGCGGUUCGGUCAGAGGAAAGAAAGAAGCAGCACAGAAGAAGCUCCAGGAAUCCCAGACAAGAACCUGAGCGCAGGCAGAGGGAAGCUGCAUGGCAGCGGCGGUUACUGCGGCCAAGAAGUAUGCAAUGGAGCAGAGCAUCAAGAGUGUUCUGGUAAAACAGACGCUUGUGCAGCAGCAGCAGCUCACCAGCUUACAGAUGGCUCCUCUGACCAUGGGUUUAGGAGAUGCUCUGUCUCCUCUGCAGUCGGUAGCUGCUCAGCGCCAGAGAGCCUUGGCCAUCAUGUGUCGGGUUUACGUGGGUUCAAUCUACUACGAGCUGGGUGAGGACACCAUCAGACAGGCUUUCGUCCCCUUUGGACCAAUCAAAAGCAUUGACAUGUCCUGGGACUCCGUCACCAUGAAGCACAAGGGUUUUGCCUUUGUGGAGUAUGAAGUACCUGAAGCGGCUCAGCUGGCGCUGGAACAGAUGAACUCUGUGGUCCUUGGAGGGAGGAACAUCAAGGUUGGGAGGCCCAGUAACAUUGGCCAGGCUCAGCCAAUCAUUGACCAGCUGGCGGAGGAAGCUCGUGCCUUCAACAGGAUCUAUGUGGCUUCGGUGCACCCGGACCUCUCGGACGAAGACAUCAAGAGUGUCUUCGAGGCCUUUGGGAGGAUCAAGUCAUGCAUGUUGGCCCGCGAGCCGACCACAGGACGCCACAAAGGCUAUGGCUUUAUUGAGUUUGACAAACCUCAGUCAGCCCAGGACGCUGUGGCCUCCAUGAACCUGUUUGACCUGGGGGGUCAGUAUCUGCGGGUGGGGAAAGCUGUGACUCCACCCAUGGCUCUCCUCACGCCGACGACUCCUGGAGGACUCCCAGCAGCAGCGGCCGUGGCUGCUGCUGCCGCUAACGCAAAGAUCACAGCUCAGGAUCCAGUUGGAGCCUCUCUCCUGGGGCCCCUGGCUGGACCGGCCCUUCUCUCUCAGCAGCUGGGCCUCCCUCAGGCCGUCAUGGCUGCCCAGGCCCCAGGCGUCAUCACAGGUGUAACCCCGGCGCGGCCUGGUCUGCCUCAGGUGGGGCUAGUGAACCCGGUGUUGGCCACACCCCCUUCAGUGACGGCGUCUCUGGGCAUCGAGCUGAAGAAGAAGGAGGAGCAGCAGCAGGAGGCGCAGCAGGACGGUGCCUCUGAGCCGCUAAGUGAACAGGAGCACAUGAGCAUCAGCGGCAGCAGCGCACGUCACAUGGUGAUGAGGAAGCUGCUCCGGAAGCAGGAGUCCACCGUCAUGGUCCUCAGGAACAUGGUGGGCCCCGACGACAUUGACGACGACCUGGAGGGUGAGGUGACAGAGGAGUGCGGGAAGUUCGGCGUGGUGAAGCGGGUCAUCAUCUACCAGGAGCGUCAGGGGGAGGAGGACGACGCCGAGGUCAUCGUUAAGAUCUUCGUGGAGUUCUCUGAGGCGGUGGAGAUGAACCGCGCCAUCCAGGCCCUGAACAAUCGCUGGUUUGGGGGGCGGAAGGUGGUGGCUGAGGUCUACGACCAGGAACGCUUUGAUAACGGUGACCUUUCAGCGUAGACUUUGGAUGACCCGUUCUGAAGGUGUCCAUCACCAUAGAACCACCUCCUUCAGAUCAGAACUAACGGACUGGACCCAGCUGCUGUUUCUUCCAGAACUAGUUUCUCCUCUUGGUUUCCCUCUGACAGAACCUUUCUUAGACCCGCUGGACUUCUUCAAAGCUGGCGGUCACAGGUCGGUUUUAGAUCUGGGCCUUCUUGGGUUCUUGCUUCUGUUUAGAGACGAGCAGUAAACAAGCAGCUGCCACCCCAGUGGGAAUGACCCACUGAUCCAAAGCAGCUGCCACCCC